GACUACAAUCCCCAGCAGCGCUUUAUCUCCCAGGCUCCCUUGCUGCUGCAAAGCGGGAGGUCGGCUGCAGGAAGGAUUUGCAAGAUUUGCAGCGUGGUCUGCGCGCAAAAGCCUCGGAUGCGCACUCUGCAAAAACUGGUUCCAAUGACCUUGCAAGAUCUGACCGGCAUUUUCGGAGACAGGGACGGAGUGCUGCUGCAAAGCUGAGCCUUGCAUGGGAGCGUCAUGGAGGAAAAUGACGAGAACGUGGCUUGCCUGGGAAAUGCCAUCGGGGAAGAGAACAUUUGUAAUCUGUGUGGGAAGUGUUUUACUGGGAAACUUGAUCUUGUCGAACACCGGAGAGUCCAUCAUGGACACAAACCGCACAAAUGCCUGCGGUGUGGGGAAAAGUUUGCUGUAUGGUGCCAACUGGUGAAACACAAGAGGAUCCACAAAGGGGAGAAGGCCUACAAACGCCCUGAGUGCGAGAAGACUUUUACCUGCUUAGAAAACCUUAGGAUCCACCAGAGAGUUCAUGCCGGGGAGAAACCUUACAAGUGCAUAGACUGUGGGAAGUGUUUUGCCACCAACUUUAAAUUGGUGAUCCACCAGAGAUCCCACACUGGGGAGAAACCUUAUGAAUGCACAGAUUGUGGCAAAUAUUUUUCCCAAAAAGCUUACCUUGUGAUCCACCGGAGAGCCCACACUGGGGAGAAACCUUAUGGAUGUGGGGAGUGUGGCAAAUGUUUUUCUCAAAAACUUCUCCUUGUGCUCCACCAGAGAUCCCACACUGGGGAGAAACCUUAUGGAUGUGGGGAGUGUGGCAAAUGUUUUUCUCUAAAAGCUCACCUUGUGAUCCACCAGAGAUCCCACACUGGAGAGAAACGUUACGAGUGCAAUACGUGUGGGAAAUGGUUUGCUGAGAAAUCUACUUUCAGGCUACACCAGAAAGUCCACACUGGAGAGAAACCUUUCAAGUGCCUAGAGUGUGGCAAAUGUUUUUCACGUAAAGUGCACCUUGAGAGGCAUCAGAGAUCCCACACUGGAGAGAAACCUUAUGAAUGCACCGUGUGUGGAAAAUGGUUUGCUGAACAAUUUCAUCUCAGGCGCCACCAGAAAGUCCACACUGGGGAGAAAGCUUACAAGUGCAUAGAGUGCGGCAAAUGUUUUUCUCAAAAAACUAACCUCGUGUCUCACCACCGGAGAGUCCACAUGGGAGAGAAACCUUACAAAUGUCUAGACUGUGGGAAGGGCUUUGCUGAAAAUGGUGAAUUGUUGAACCACCAGAGAGUCCACACUGGAGAGAAACCAUACAAAUGCAUGGAGUGUGGGAAAAGUUAUGGUUCCCGUUCAGCUGCUUUGGUACACAGUAAAAUCCACACUGGAGAGAAACCCUAUGAAUGCACAGUGUGUGGGAAGUGGUUUGCCAACCAGUCUUCCCUCAGGCAACACCAGAAAGUCCACACUGGAGAGAAGCCUUACGAGUGCAUGGACUGUGGGAAGAGUUUUGUCUCCAACUCUACAUUGGCGAUCCACCAGAGAUCCCACACUGGGGAGAAACCUUACGAGUGCACCGUGUGUGGAGAAUGUUUUCAACGCAACUCACACCUCGUGAAACAUCGGAAAAUCCACACAGGGGAGAGAAAUCCUAAGUGCCCUGAGUAUGGGAAAUGUUCUGCUGACAAGUCUAUCUUGGUCGUCCACCAGAGAGCCCACACGGGGGAGAAGCCAUAUAAGUGCGCCGUGUGUGGGAAAGGUUUUACUUACAGUGCGAGUUUUAGAAAGCACCAGAUAAUUCACACUGGAAAGAAAUGUGAGAACACUCACUUGAGAAUGGGGCAUCCAGUAUCUGGCGUAAGGUCCAGUGCCCCCCCAUAGGAAAAUUAGUGUCUUAAGAAACAAAGACAUGAUAUUAUGAUGAGAGCUGAUCGGAAGAGCUGUGUGAUAUUUGAUGGGUUCAGGAUGGUGAUGGUGGUGCAACUACUCAGAUUGCUGGGAUCCUUUGAUGGUGAAAUGAAAUCACGAAUGUAAUCUAGAAUUGUAUAUUGAACAUAGCUUUAGGUGUGUUUCUUCACAUCCUCCUCAUUUUUGAGGCUGUCCCUUUGUGCAUUUGUACUUCAAUAAAGGCCUGUCUUUU
Molecule: messenger RNA, 2116 nt
Organism: Lacerta agilis (Sand lizard)
Lineage: Eukaryota; Metazoa; Chordata; Lepidosauria; Squamata; Lacertidae
Product: zinc finger protein 260-like
Exons: 4
Coding region: 226-1857 (543 amino acids)
Biological process (GO): regulation of transcription by RNA polymerase II
Molecular function (GO): RNA polymerase II cis-regulatory region sequence-specific DNA binding; DNA-binding transcription factor activity
Source: RefSeq, a predicted model, not a curated record